AUGUGCCUGAAGGUGUCAUCCGGGACGUUUCUGGGACAAACUUCUCAGGAAUUGCAGUGGAGAAUUUCACGAUCCGUACGGGUCUUACUGGCGCUAGCCCUCUCGGGUGGCGAGUGCUGUCUAGCAACAUCUCAGGAGCUGGCGCUGAUGGUUGGCACGUUUGUGAAGCUCAGUUCUACCUCUCCACAGACUGCAGCACGGAUUUGA
Messenger RNA from Durusdinium trenchii, 207 nucleotides. The record is from the annotation of a GenBank genome assembly. Lineage: Eukaryota; Dinophyceae; Suessiales; Symbiodiniaceae.